AUGGCUUUCCAGGAACCACAAACAAUGCGCGGUGCGAUUUUAUUUAGGCAGUUGUUCGAGAAAACCUCAUCGACAUACACGUACAUUUUGGGGUGUCGAGAAACGCGAGAGGCUUUGAUCAUUGAUCCCGUUGUAGAGACUGCACAAAGAGAUGCCAAAUUGAUAAGCGAACUCGGUCUACGCCUGAAGUACGCGCUCAACACGCACAUUCACGCUGAUCACAUAACUGGUACAGCUGCUUUAAGAAAACUAGUCUCCGGCUUCGAAUCGGUGAUUGCUAAAGAUGGUGGUGCGAAAGCUGAUCUACAUGUUACCCACGGAGAUAUCAUUAAGUUUGGAAAAGAACAAUUGGAAGUACGAGCCACUCCAGGACACACGAAUAGUUGCUUAACUUAUGUCGAUCAUCGCAAUCGAAUGGCCUUCACCGGGGAUGCGUUGUUGAUCCGAGCUUGUGGGAGAACCGAUUUUCAACAAGGUGAUUCGAGAAAGCUUUACAAAUCGGUGACCACGCAAAUCUUUUCGCUACCCGAUGAUUAUUCGCUCUUUAUCGGACACAAUUACGAUGGAAUUGGGGAAACCACUGUGGCGGAAGAAAAACAAUGGAACCCUCGGCUUACAAAGAGCGAAGAGGAGUUUGUGGAGAUCAUGAAAAAUCUCAAUUUAUCACCACCAAAACAAAUCGACCGGGCCGUGCCCGCCAAUUUGGUUGAUGGAGACAUU
This is a messenger RNA of Mesorhabditis belari, 720 nucleotides long. Lineage: Eukaryota; Metazoa; Nematoda; Chromadorea; Rhabditida; Rhabditidae. The record is from the annotation of a GenBank genome assembly.